AUGGAAGGCCGGGAAGGCCAGGGCAGUCGAACACCAGACAGCCCUGUGAUGGCCGGCUCAUGGCCGGAUCUUCCAAGCUUCGGCAUGGAUGGUGUGUCCACUCCUUUUUGUCCCGGAGGCUCCGAGUUGCGGAGCCAGGCUGAGCUGUUGGGAGCGAAGCUGCGUGCAGUGAAGCGGGCUCAGGGCGAGGAGGCUGCGUCUAGUUCAGCGGGCUCGCAGAGGGCCGCAGCCGCACCAGCCGCGCCAGCCGCGCCCGCGCAAGCGCCCAUUCAGGGCCAUGGCUCUGCACCGAUUUCGGUGGGCACAGUGGGGCAUCCAGAGACCUGUGGCUCCGCCUGCCGCUACGUGAAGCGCAAGGGCGGGUGCCGAGAAGGGACUCUUUGCUUGAGCUGUCACCUGUGCUUCUGGGUGCGAGACAAGGAGCCUGCAGCUGGAAAAGCCAAGCCGGAGGCGGCUUCCAGGCGGCAGAUGCCGAUCUCUUCGCAGGGCACGGUGGGGCAUCCUCUCAACUGUGCUUCUCCCUGCCUCGCGGCGUGGAGCUCAGGUGGCUGCCGCGCGGGAAGCAUGUGCACGAAGUGCCAUCGCUGUCCACCCAUUGCGACACAUGUGGAUCUUGAUACCGUUGGCUCAAGGAGGGCUUCUUUCACUGCCUCAUCUGACUACUCAGCGCUUGGCGACUUUCAGUCCAGCCAGGUGGAAACCUCAGUCGGGUCAGCUGGUCAUCCAGUUGCUUGCAACGCCCCGUGCAAAUAUGCCCACAAGCUUCGGGGCUGCAAAGAUGGCCGCCAUUGCACGCGAUGCCACAUUUGCAGAUGGCACAAGCCUGGGCCAAGUCAGCUUCCAGCCACACGCUGGGAGCCAGCAGGUUUUGUCGUUGAUGAGCCGGAGAGUGUGGGGCCUGAAAUCAGGCUUUGA
Molecule: messenger RNA, 915 nt
Organism: Effrenium voratum
Lineage: Eukaryota; Dinophyceae; Suessiales; Symbiodiniaceae
Source: the annotation of a GenBank genome assembly